Molecule: messenger RNA, 1877 nt
Organism: Myripristis murdjan (pinecone soldierfish)
Lineage: Eukaryota; Metazoa; Chordata; Actinopteri; Holocentriformes; Holocentridae
Product: immunoglobulin gamma-1 heavy chain-like
Exons: 10
Coding region: 1-1800 (599 amino acids)
Source: RefSeq, a predicted model, not a curated record
AUGAUGGGCUAUAGGACAGGACUGCUGCUUUUAACUCUCUGCUGGGCAGGUGUUGAUGGUCAGACUCUGACACAAUCUGAACCAGUAGUUAAAAAGCCUGCAGAGUCCCACAGAUUAACCUGCACAGCCUCUGGAUUCACAUUCAGCAGCUCCUACAUGGUCUGGGUCAGACAGGCUCCUGGAAAAGGACUGGAGUGGAUCGCCUUUAUCAACCCUGGUGGUGGCAGCACCUACUACUCCCAGUCAGUGCAAGGCCGGUUCACCAUCUCCAGAGACGACAGCAGAGAGCAGCUGUAUCUCCAGAUGAACAGUCUGAAGACUGAAGACUCUGCUGUUUAUUAUUGUGCUCGAGAGCCACACUGGACACACUGUGAUUAUUUCGACUACUGGGGCAGCGGGACCAAAGUCUCUGUUUCCUCAGACACAGUUGCACCGGUUGUAUUCCCUUUGACACAAUGUAACUCUGGGACCGGAGAGGCAGUCACUGUUGGCUGUCUUGCCUCCGGCUUCUACCCAGAUGAUCUAACCUUCACCUGGAAAGACGCCAGUGGGAAAGCCCUGACUGCUGUUCAGUAUCCUCCAGUUCUGAAUAACAACAGGUACAUGGAGGUCAGUUUGCUGCAAGUACAGAGAGCCGACUGGGAUUCUUUGGCGUCUUUUCGUUGUUCCGUGGAUCAUGCAGGAGUCCCCCAAAAUGUGACAGUGCAAAAGGUCAUAAAUCCUCCUGUGGUGACUUUGCAGCCCAUGCCUAAUGGAGACACCUACUCCCUAAUAUGUAUGAUUGAGGAUAUGCCCUCAAAACUCUCGUCAGUCACAUGGAAAAGGAACGGGGUGGAGGUGGCACAGCAAAAAACAUGGGAAAUAUCUCCAGCUGGAGGCAGCGACUCACUUAUCAGUGUCCUGAAGGUCGACAAGACGGAAUGGGAGAGUAAAUCUGUUUACAGCUGUGAGGUUCCUCAUCUGGGAACAACAAUUACCAAGAAGACUUCCAGUGCUUUCAUCACAGUGAAACUAAACCCUCCAAAUGCAAAAAAGCUUUUCUCAAACAACGAAGUAGAGUUGGACUGCACCAUCACAGGAGAGGACAAAAACAUUGUAUCUAAAACUAAAAUCACCUGGCAAAUUAAUGGAAACAAUUACACCAACAAUAUCACUGUCAAGCCAGACAGUGAGAAGAGUAAAACCAGCAAACUGCUCCUAAGUCUGCAGGACUGGACAACUGUAAAACAAGUUCGCUGUUCUGCUUACAAGGAAGAAGGCAUGGCACCAGUCAUUCAAGAUCUCACUGUCCACCAAGGAGGUGAAACAAUUAAACCUGUAGUCCACGUUCUCCGAGAAGAAGACAUGCCUAAGGGAGAAUCAGGCAAUAAGGUCACUCUAGUGUGUCUGGUGUCCAGCACCUCGCAGUCUGACUACUAUAUCACCUGGAGUGAACAAGACAGAGGUCAGGUUUCAGACUUCCAAGAUGGUAUCAACUCCCCCCCACAAAAGACCCAGAAUGGCUACUCCGUCACAAGUGUGUAUACCACCAGCAAGAAGAAGUGGGACGACAAGGUCAUUUUCACCUGCAAAGUCUGGCCCGCUGGUGCCAGCAGCCACAUGGAGUCAGCAGGAGUUUCUAAAGCGCAGGAAACCUCUCCAGGGUCAGGUGAGAGUUUUCCUCAGAGCUGCCAGCAGGGUGGUGUGGAGGAGGAUGAGUUCAGCAGCCUGUGGUCCACAGCCUCCACCUUUAUAGCCCUCUUCCUUUUCUCUGUCUCCUAUAGCGUGAUAUUCAGCCUGGUCAAGAUGAAGAAACACUGAAAUGAAGAGGAGUGAAUGGAUGCAUGACAUACAUACAGUUCUACUUCAUAUUUCACAGCUCCUCCUAGAAAAUUCCU